ACUGACGACAGGUAGUAGUGGUAGGUCCGUAGGUGUAGCCACUCACUACGCUCACUUGCACUAAGUAUUAUUACUGAUUAUUGCUGACUAUUAUUUACUAUUAUUAUACAUAGUCAAAGAUACGAACAAGGAGUAGUAAAGUUGUCCGAUUUAACGAGUUUAAAUAAUAUACGAUGAACGUGUUAAUUAUAAAUUAGACGAAUAAAAUGAGGUACGCGCAACUGGUAAUGGGACCAGCAGGCAGCGGGAAGUCUACAUAUUGCUCUGUGAUGCAACAACAUGCAGCGGCCGAGAGGAAAGUAAUUGACGUAGUGAAUUUGGACCCAGCAGCAGAGUUCUUCGAUUACGAGCCACUGAUCGAUAUACGAGAGUUGAUCCAAUUAGACGAUGCUAUGGAAGACGAAGAAUUACGAUUUGGCCCAAAUGGUGGUCUCGUAUUUUGCAUGGAGUAUUUAACAGAGAACUCGUCAUGGCUAGAAGAGAAGCUGGACGACGUGGACGAUGAUUACAUCAUCUUUGACUGUCCAGGACAGAUCGAACUGUACACACAUAUGACGGUCAUUCGCCGAUUGAUAACGAUGUUACAGAAUCUGAAUUUUCGUAUCUGCGGAGUAUUCCUGGUAGACAGUCAAUUCAUGGUCGAUGGAUCUAAAUUUUUGUCUGGUACAAUGGCAGCGCUCAGCGUGAUGAUCAAUCUAGAAUUACCACACGUGAACAUCCUCAGUAAAAUGGAUUUAUUGUCGAAAAGCUCAAGAAGGCAAUUGGACAAGUACUUGGAACCUGAUCCACACAGUUUGCUGGCAGACAUGGGAAAGGAUCCUUGGAACGAGAAGUAUAAGAAUCUGACGGAAGCGAUAGGCAGACUCAUAGAGGAUUACAGCUUGGUGCGGUUCUAUCCGUUAAAUAUAAAGGACGAGGAGAGUAUCGCAGAUAUUAAACUGACGAUCGAUAACAUCGUUCAAUACGGAGAGGAUGCCGAUGUGAAAAUCCGAGAUUUCGAUGAACCCACCGAUGACGUCGAUGACACAAACACGAAAUAAACCAUGGCGGAGACAGCACGUGAAGACGGACGUACCUAAUAAAUUAUUUUUACGAAACGUUA
Molecule: messenger RNA, 1102 nt
Organism: Ceratina calcarata
Lineage: Eukaryota; Metazoa; Arthropoda; Insecta; Hymenoptera; Apidae
Product: GPN-loop GTPase 3
Exons: 4
Coding region: 207-1040 (277 amino acids)
Molecular function (GO): GTPase activity
Source: RefSeq, a predicted model, not a curated record